AUGAAGGUUUUUGUAUGUUUACUGGCGAUUUGUGCCGUUGCCAAUGCUGGUUUCUUAUUUGGAGGCGGUAGUGGCGGAUUAGGCGGUGGCCAUGGUGGCGGAUUCGGUGGUGGCCAAGGAGGUGGAUAUGGCGGCGGACACGGAGGUGGUUAUGGUGGUGGUUAUGGCGGCGGCCAUGGAGGAGGCUAUGGUGGUGGUGCAUCAUCAGGUGGCACUACUGUCAUUAAAAUCAUCUCUGAUGGUGGCGCUGGAGCCGGUGGUUAUGGUGGCGGCUAUGGCGGUGGAGCCGGUGCUGGUGGUUAUGGUGGCGGUGCUGGUGCUGGUGGUUACGGCGGCAGUUACGCUGGUAGCUAUGCUGGUGCUGGUUCUGGAGGUUAUGGCGGUGGUUACGGUGGUGGCUACGCUGGAGCUUCAUCCGGCGGCUCCGUUAAAGUUUUUAAGGUUAUCACCGUAGGUGGCGGAUCCAGCGGUUUCGGCGGUGGAGCCGGUGGCGGUUAUGGCGGUGGUGCCGGUGGUGGUUAUGGCGGUGGUGCCGGUGGCUGGUCCAGCGGUGGUGCCGGAGGUGCUGGCGGCUGGGCUGGUUCCGGUGGUUGGUAA
Molecule: messenger RNA, 597 nt
Organism: Musca vetustissima
Lineage: Eukaryota; Metazoa; Arthropoda; Insecta; Diptera; Muscidae
Exons: 2
Coding region: 1-597 (198 amino acids)
Source: RefSeq, a predicted model, not a curated record